Messenger RNA from Rhinichthys klamathensis goyatoka, 897 nucleotides. RefSeq lists its product as uncharacterized. Lineage: Eukaryota; Metazoa; Chordata; Actinopteri; Cypriniformes; Leuciscidae. The record is from RefSeq and is a predicted model, not a curated record. The coding region runs from base 31 to 870 and encodes 279 amino acids. The transcript is spliced from 3 exons.
UGCCUUGUAAAGGAGUUAGCUACAUUGGUAAUGGCCUCUGAAAGCGAGCAUGAUGAUCCAUUCCAGCGAAUUCUGCUUCAAAUCGGUGGGAAAAGUAACAUUCAUUUAAUAAGCGCGGUGAGCGGACCUGAAGGAGACACCGGCGUUUUACAGGACUUUAUCGCUGAUAUGUUUAGCAACGGGGAGCAUGAAGAAAUCCACGACUGUAUUGGCAACAGUAACGGCGAAAUCAAAAUCCAAACAAACGUCUGCAUUCCCGACCCAUCAGAACAAAGUUCAUCUAUUCCUGAUGAUCGAUGCACCAAGAGCGAGAAACCAGACCCACUCGAGAAUAAAAGCGUGAGUUCAAGUAGAAACAUCGGCGGCAAGCAGAGAGCCAUCAAAUGCUCCGUGAUCAUAUUCAUCUUCAGACACGAUUAUGUGUGUGAGAAGGAGAACGAGGUGUGUUUGAGGGAGAUCCUGAAGGACGUGAGAGCUCGCUUAAAGAGAAACGCGCUCCGCCCGGCUCUGCUGGGACUCGUCCACACGGACAGCGAUCAGUCUGAGAGCCGCGCGUCAGUGGAACUACUGGAUCGAUCAGUGCGAUCAGUGUUUAUUAGUCACCCCCAACAGGCCAUAUGGACCGGCCGGUACGUCUCAAAGUGCCCGGAUGUGUUGCAGGAGAUCAGAUGGAGCACAUGCCGGGCUGUGAAGUCCUCAAUGUCUGCAGAAAGCGGCGCUGGCAGUAAGAGCGGCUUGUUCUGGCCCCUGAAAUGUUUCCCAGGAUUGUUCAGGAAGCGACACAGAGGACAGGCGGACCUCAACACCAACACAAAUCCAGAUCCAGCUGAAGAAGGAAUCGCCCUGCAGACGAAGCCCUCGGCACAGUGACGCUUCGGGACAGGUCAAGCCUCGCAC